Molecule: messenger RNA, 2609 nt
Organism: Nematolebias whitei (Rio pearlfish)
Lineage: Eukaryota; Metazoa; Chordata; Actinopteri; Cyprinodontiformes; Rivulidae
Product: solute carrier family 45 member 4
Exons: 12
Coding region: 35-2488 (817 amino acids)
Biological process (GO): transmembrane transport
Cellular component (GO): membrane
Molecular function (GO): sucrose:proton symporter activity
Source: RefSeq, a predicted model, not a curated record
AUAUUAAGAACAAGUCCGAAUCAUAAUAAACCAAAUGGAAAUGGGAGGGGAAGCAGAGGAGAAAGAGGCUUUGGACCUUCCUGAAGACAGAAAGUCCGCACAAUUUGAAAAAGACGGUGACAACAACAAAGAGGUGGAAGAGGGAAGAACAGCUCGAAUACCCUGGUAUCGCUGGGUAAUGCAUGCAGCUGUGAUGUUUGGACGUGAGUUUUGCUAUGCCAUGGAAACCGCCCUGGUUACACCGGUGUUGCUGCAGAUAGGUCUUCCAGAGCAAUACUACAGUUUAACUUGGUUUCUCAGUCCGAUCCUGGGUCUUCUCUUCACACCUCUGAUUGGCUCGGCCAGUGACCGCUGUACUCUGCGGUGGGGCAAGAGACGGCCAUUCAUUCUGGCUCUGUGCCUGGGCGUGCUCAUUGGAGUGGCGCUGUUUUUAAACGGGUCGUUGAUAGGGCUUUCCAUCAGUGACAGUCCAAACAGCCAGCCAGUUGGCAUUGUUCUCACUGUCGUGGGUGUGGUAGUGCUGGACUUCUGUGCCGAUGCCUCUGAGGGCCCAAUUGUAGCCUACCUCCUUGAUGUUGCUGAUGCAGAAGAGCAGGACAUGGCCCUGAAUAUUCAUGGCCUCUCUGCUGGGCUUGGUGGAGCAUUGGGGUACAUGUUGGGAGGCCUUGACUGGACUGGCACAGCUUUGGGCAGAGCAUUUAAAUCACAAGAACAGGUCCUCUUCCUGUUUGCUGGAGUUAUCUUUAUUAUUUCUGUCACACUGCACAUGCUCAGCAUCCCCGAGAGAUCGUUUGCCUCAUCCAACAAGCUUAAAGAUAUAGAAGAUGGAGAGUCGUCCAGUCAUUCGUCUUCAGGCGUUCUUGGGAACGUGCCGACCUUACUAGACGUAAUUCCAGAGGAGGAUGUUUUUGCUUCAUCUCGAGAUGACAAACCCCAUCUCGAGGAAAGGGAAUUGGAUUUCUUUGCUGAGCAAAGAGUGCGGAGUAAAAGUGAUUCAGUCUUAGCCAUGCCAGAUGCUACAAUAGACUUGGACCCUGACCUUGACCUGGACAGAGCGGUUUUCUUGCCAGCUAAGCACUUUUUACCAGAACCUCAUGGAGAUCUAGAGAAUUCUUUUAAGCCAUCAGACCACAGCAUUGGGUCCUCGUCUCCUCCAGGUGAGCUGCCUUCUGUUACUGAUGUGGUCAUAGAGCCUGCAGAAACAGAGCUGCCUCAACAUAAUGACCCAACAAAUGGUCAGCCUUGUAACCCCCAGAUCAGCCCGGCAUCAGUGGGCGCACAUCAAAGACAGCAAGACAAAGCUGCUAAUGGGGUCAAUGCUGGUGUAUUUUCCUCUAACCAUACGAAUGUAAUGAACGGCCACAUCGCCACCAAGCAUUGGAACCGCACAACCAAUACUUCAGUUUUAUCACGGCCUCACCCGCCAACCUUCUACAGACAACCCUCUUUUACAUUUUCAUAUUAUGGUCGAGUGGCACCGCAACGCUAUCGACUGCGGCGCACAAGAGCAGCGAGUCCUCGGCCGAUCACCACCUCCCGCAGUCUGAACGAUCUGCGGGACAUCCAGGGGCCGCAUUUGUGCAGGCGAGAUUUUCAGCUGUCUGUUAGCAGCUUGUCGUCCAAGAGCUCCAGCAGUGAGGGAGAACAAGAAAAGGGAACCACGGUGAAACUGCUCUGGCUGUCCAUGUUGAAGAUGCCAAAGCAGCUUUGGAGGUUGUGCCUGUGUCACCUCCUUACAUGGUUCUCGAUUAUAGCUGAAGCUGUGUUUUACACUGAUUUCAUGGGCCAAGUCAUUUUCGAAGGAGACCCCACGGCACCAGCCAAUUCAACAGCUCUCCAGAAUUAUCACAGAGGAGUCCAAAUGGGCUGCUGGGGACUGGUAGUCUAUGCUGCUACAGCUGCUGUCUGCUCUGCCAUUCUUCAGAAGUCUCUGGAUAAUUUUGAUCUGAGUAUCAAGGUCAUCUAUGUCGUUGGAACUCUGGGAUUCUCAGUGGGAACUGCAGUUAUGGCAAUCUUCCCUAAUGUUUAUGUUGCCAUGGUGAUGAUCAGUGGCAUGGGUAUCAUCUCCAUGAGUAUCUCCUAUUGCCCCUAUGCAUUACUCGGGCAGUACCAUGAAAUCAAAGAGUACAUUCAUCACAGUCCAGCAAACACUCGAAGAGGUCUUGGUAUUGACUGUGCUAUAUUAUCCUGCCAGGUUUAUAUCAGCCAAAUUUUGGUGGCCUCGGCUCUUGGAUCUGUGGUGGACGCAGUCGGCAGCGUGCGUGUUAUUCCACUCGUGGCCUCAGGGGGCUCCUUCCUCGGAUUCCUUACCGCCUGUUUCCUUGUUAUUUACCCUGACCUUGAGCCCAGCAGCUCAGAGCAGGAGCAGGACUUUAACAGUCCACCCAGAGAGGAGGAUCAGACUGGAGAAAGGACCAUUGACCAGAGACGGGCUCUGCUGAACCUCAAAGACAACUUGAAGGGAACGGAGGAUCACUCUGUUGCCUGAGCACAAAACAAUCAAUGGAAGCCUUCGAUCAUAAACCGACAGACACAGCAUGUGAGGAUUAUACUGAACACAUCUGAUGUGAUAAUCUGUGCCUUCAGGAGGAGCAAAGAUAAGAAAAUAA